CCUCGGCCACCUUUAAGCUUCUUCUGUCCACCACCGAGUACACCACCACGUACACGUCCGGAUUCACACGAGUACAAAUUAUUUCAUAAAUUAUUGUACUCGCGAUGGAAGUACCGAGUUUCGAAGAUCUCGGCAAAAGCGCGAGGGAUGUAUUUAAGACGGGCUACCACCAUGGCAAGGGUCUCAUCAAGUUCAAUAUCAAGACCAAAUCUGCCAAAAGAUUCCAAAUAACGAGCGACACGACGUUGAAUUAUGAGGCGUCAAAGCUCAACGGUUUAAUGGAGACAAAGUACAAGGCGAAUGCUGGGGCUCUGCUGUUAAAAUGGACAACCGAGGGCGUGCUUUUCCUGGGAUACGAGUUUAACGGGCUGCUAAUGAAGGGCGUUGAUUUGCUCUCCGAGUGCUCUUACACUCCGGAAACGGCCGCGAAAAGCGUGAAGGUCGGCUCCAAGUUCGCCAACGAGAGGAUCAACGCACGCUGCGAGAUCUCCAACGAUCUGGACUCGGGCACCAGCUGGCUCGGCUCGGUGGUAGUCAAGUGCCGGGAUCUACUCCUGGGGUACCAGGGCGGCUACGACGCGGCCACGAGCAGGGUGACGAGAAACGACGUCGGUGUCGCUUACGGCUGCGCCGACAUUGACCUGCAUCUCCGAUGCACCUGCAUACCGCGCGUGUACGGGCUCUCCGUGUUGUACAAAGCGAGACCCGACCUGGACAUCGCGGCGAACGGCAUAUACGCGAAACGAGGCGACGUGCAAAGGUGGAUGGUCGGUGCCGCGGCCAAGUGCAAGAUCGACGAGAGAUCAAUCCUGCGAUUCAAGUUCAACACCGACCUCCAGUUAGCCACGAGCCUCCUGCAGAAGCUCAGCGACAGCGUCACGCUGAUCCUCUCGCUCAACAUCGACUGCGCGAAUGUCACCCGCGGUGGUCACAGAGUCGGACUAGCGCUUAACGUCGAAGCCUAGACGAAUCCAAGACGUACUAUCGUUUGUCUGCUGUUGUGCGUUAAUCGUAACUAAAUUCAAUAACGGUCGGUCGACCAGAAUGGCCAAGGACUGUAAAUGUAUUUUUCUUUUGUACAGAAACUGUGACUUCGCGUGACAAUUGAAUAAGAUUCUCGAUAAGAAAUUUCUCUUUAAGAAGACGAAAUAAUCUUUGUGAAUUAAUUCACAUUGAU
Messenger RNA from Vollenhovia emeryi, 1177 nucleotides. RefSeq names its product voltage-dependent anion-selective channel protein 2-like. Gene Ontology annotation, molecular function: voltage-gated monoatomic anion channel activity. Gene Ontology annotation, cellular component: mitochondrial outer membrane. The transcript is spliced from 5 exons. The record is from RefSeq and is a predicted model, not a curated record. Lineage: Eukaryota; Metazoa; Arthropoda; Insecta; Hymenoptera; Formicidae. The coding region runs from base 105 to 965 and encodes 286 amino acids. Gene Ontology annotation, biological process: monoatomic anion transmembrane transport.